AUGCUACUUAGGUUAGACCUGCCGCAGCAGCAGCAGCAGCCGUCAGUGCGCGCUGCCGAUGCAGCAGCAGCAGCAGGAGCUGCUGCUGCUGCUGCUGCUGCUGCUGCAGCUACUGCUGCUCGCGCAGCUGAUGCUGCCUCGGCAGCAACAAUAGCAGCAGCGGGAACUGCCACGAAUCUUUGGAGGCUGCAGCAGGUGGAGCAGCAACAGCAACGGCAGUCGACGAAGCAGCAGCAGGAACAGCAGCAGCAGGAGCAGCAGCAGCAGCAGAUCAUGGGAGCGCAGUGCACGAAAAACGCAGCGGUUCGCGCCACCUCAGCAGCAGCUGCUGCUGCUCCUCGUAUAGACAUUGCUGCUGCUGCUUCUGGUGCUGCUUCUCCCUCCGCCGUAGCUGGGUGUACGAGUGAAACUGCUAACGUAAGACAGCAGCAGCAGCAGCAGCAGCAGCAGCAGCAAGAGCAGCAGCUUCUGCGAGAGGAGGGGCUGCGCAUGCAACCAGAACGACAGCAGCAGCUGCUGCUGCAGUCAGGAGCAAGUGUCUUCAGUGAAGUCGGCGCUGGAGCAGCGGGAACUGCAGGGGCUCCGGCGCAGACAGCAGCAGCAACAGCAGCAGCAGCAGCAGCUGCUGCUGCUGCUGGACAGCAGGGAGGGCCUGGGGCUGCUCUAGGCUGGCAUGACUUGCCUGGUGCUUCCCGUCGAGGAGGCAGCCGCAGCAGCAGCAGCAGCAGCAGCAGGGGCCAUCGAGCUCAGCUGCAGGUCCGCCCGGGUGAUGACCUGACGGCAGCAGCAGCAGCAGCGAGUGCUCCUGCAGGAGCAGCUGCUGCAGCAACAGCAGCAGCAGCACCACCACCUCCACCACGAGGGAAAACCCGAGCUCGGCUUCACAAAGGAGGUGCUUCUUUUGAGGCCGUCGCCAGCGGAGCAGCAGCAGCAACAGCAGCAACAGCAGCAGCAGCAGCAGCAGGAUUUGAUCGGAAUCAAGGAAAGCCUGCUGCCGCUCCUGAUGGAGAAGGUGCUGCUGCCGCUGCUGCUUCAGCAGCAGCAGGCACUACUGCUGCUGCACGGGGCUGCAGCGGUUGCAGCAACUGUAGCAACGUGCGGGCGGAGUUGCUACGUGAGGCCAGCCGCACCAGCAGCAGCAGCAGCAGCAGCAGCAGCAGCAGCAGCAGCAGCUACGAGGCGUAUGCGCAGCAGCUGCUUAUGGAGUCUUCAUUAGUUGGUUCCUUUUUGAUGCUGCCCUGGAGCGAUGAAGACAAAGACAUAAAAAACAAUUUCUAUCUUGACUGCGACCCCCCAGACAGCAGCAGCAGCACAAGCUGCGGGCCUGCAGCAGCAGCAGCAGCAGCAGCUGCUGCUGCUGCUAUACAGACACAACCAGUCGCUAUACACAGUCGCGUGCCGCCACCCAGCGCCGCCUCAAUCCCUACAGCAGCAGGUGCUGCUGCUGGUGCUGCUGGCCGCCCCAUUGAACAGCAGCAGCUGCAGUAUUUGCAGCAGCUGCAGCAGCUACAGCAGCAGCAGCAGAUGAUGAAGCUCAAAGAAAAGCAAUUACAAGUGGAUUCAGGGACAGCUGGGCUGUACAUAACGGAGGGCUGCUGUGGCGGCAGCAGCGCUUCUUCUACGGAUCCUGCAGCAGCAGCAGCAGCCCAAGGUGGCAGCGCUUCGCGGGCAGCAGCAGUUGCUGCAGCAGCAGCAGCAACGCAUCCGUUAGGUUGGGUUGAAGGGAAGUGGUCUGACCCUGAGGGUUUUUUAUCAUUAUCUGAGAAGCAGCAGCAGAAGUUUUACGCGUGGCGGCGCAUCAGCGACGCCCUUCAGCAGCAGCAGCAGCAGCAGCAGCAGGAGCAGCAGCAGGAGCCUGUACAGCCUGAAGUGCUGUUUGAUUUACCUUGCAGCCGCAGCAUUCGUCAGGGGUUUGUAGGAGAUUGCUCUUUUCUUGCUUCACUUGCAGUGUUAGCAGACUACGAGCGUAGACAUAACUCUCCUGUCAUAUCUAGUCUUAUCCACCCCCAGCGGCGUGUACAGCAGCACAGCAGCAGCAACAGCAGCAGCAGUAGUAGUAGUAGUAGUGGUUGCAGUGUGAGCAGCCGUGGCAGCAGCAACAACACCAACACUAGCAGCAACAGCAGCAGCAGCAGCAGCAGCAGGAGCAGCAGGAGCAACAGUAGCUGCAUGCGUUACCGUCCAGUGUAUAACCCUCGAGGUAUGUAUGGUGUGAAGCUAUUCUUUAACGGCGUUGCGAGAAAGGUUUUAGUAGAUGAUUAUUUACCUACAAAAGUAGACGGGAAGCUAUUAUGUGCUCAUUCUCAGCAAGCAGCAGAGCUAUGGGUGUCACUUCUAGAGAAAGCAUUUGUUAAGCUAAUGGGAGGCAGCUAUAAUAUGCAGGGUUCGAACCCAGGGGCGGACCUUUAUCAUUUAACAGGCUGGUUGCCUGAGACUGUUCCUUUUAGAAGUGAUGUUCAUAGCGGUACACCCUCUACUCAUACACCGAUUAUAACAGGCGGAGAGACAGAAGAAACUCUAAUUAAACAAAGACAAAAUCCUACUUGGGACUUCGUCUGGUUUCAGCUUCAAAGGGGUUUAAGUGAAGGCCGCUGCGUUGCAUGUCUGGGUACAAGCGAAGUCUUCGAUGCGGCGCCCAGCGGCUUAGACUUUCCUGAAGGCGUCUCAGUUAGCACAGGCAUCGUAGCUCGCCACGCCUACUCUGUUCUUCGCCACGCUGAAGUCUUAGGCUUUCGUUUAUUAUAUGUUAAAAACCCUUGGGGCUGCAUGCGCUGGAGAGGCAAAUUUUCACCUGGAGAUAAAAAGACGUGGAACUCCGAACUCAAAGACGCACUCAACUAUGACCCGGCUGUUGCUGGCAAAGAAGACUGCGGCUGUUUCUGGAUUGAGUGGCGGGACGUCGUGCGGUGGUUUUCACAUUUGUGGGAGCGUUCUCGUUUCGUGCAGGAGUCCUUUUUGCCUGACGAUUCGCAUAUGGUGGCUUUUAACCCGCAGCUGCAUUUGUCUGUAGCAGCAGCAGCAGCAGCGCAGCAGCAGCAGCAGCUGCCUCCGUAUGUUUCGUUUCCGUCUCUUACGAACGGCGAUCUGCUUACUGUGGAUGGAAGCUGCAGCAGCAGCAGCGCUGCUGCUGCUGCUCUUGCUGCUGCUGCUGCAGCAGGUCUCGGCCCCAACUUACGAUUGGACAGCAGCAGCCGCUGCUGCGAGGGGUGCAACUGCAACUGCAACGGUAGCAGCAGCAGCAGUUGCUGCUGCAACUGCAGCAGCAGCAGCAGCAGCAGCGCUCCGGUAGAGCUGUGGGUGCUGCUGUCGAGACACGUUAGAGAAAGACAGAGAGAUCUGAGCGGGAAAUAUUUAGCUGUUCAUGUCUUUGAAGGAAGCAGCAGAGUUUGCUGCCCUCAGCCGCCAACUAAGCAAGGAGUGUACAGCAAUGGUGAAUGCACAUUGGUGAAAGUACGCUUAGACCCGAAGGCUCUUCAGGCUGCUGCUGCUGGUGCUGCUGCUGCUGCUGCUGCUGCCGGUGGUGGCGCUGCUGCUGCUGGUGGUGGUGGUGCUGCUGCUGCAGCUGCUGGUGCAAACAGCAACAACAACAGCAGCAGCAGCAAUAACAACAGCAACAGCAACAACAGCAGCAGCAGCAGCGCGGUGGCUGCAGCAGAACAGCAGCAGCAUGGAGUAAAGAGUAAAACAGCAGAUAAAGCAGUUAGCAGCAGCCUCCUGACAGCCUUAGACUACGUCUUAGUCGUCAGUCAGUAUUCCCAAAAGGAUGAGUUUAACUUCACGAUGAAGGUCUUUGCGCAGAUUCCCGCCCUUUUAAAGCCGCUGCCGCCUCUCUUUGGGCCGGAGUGGACUUCCGUCUACCUUAGAGGCGAAUGGAGAGGAGAGAACGCAGGGGGGUGCAGCAACGACCUCUGGAAUUUCUUCAGAAAUCCGCACUUCAGAGUUUUAGUCAACGAAGCUGUUGAUGCCGUUUUCUUUCUUGAAUGCCCAGAUGUCUCGCUGCGCCUAGAGAUACUUGCGCGGAAACUUCCCCUCAAGUCUACGCCGGUCUUGUCUUUAUAUCUUUUUGCUCCGACAGACAACAACAACAGCAACAGCAACAGUAGCAGCAGCAGCAGCAACAACGGAGGCAGCAGCAACAAGGGAGGCAAGCAGCUGCAGCUGGUUAAGAAGAGCGACCUCGAGGGAGGGCUCAGCGAUGACGGGAGAAUGAAAUCAUCUGCUGCUCAGGAUCUGCUGCAGCGAAAGGGUAUUUUAAACAUUACGCUGGUGGAGCUGUGUGACACAAGCCACGCGUAUAUCGUCUUUAUCUCAACUCCUCCGAGGAACAGCGGCAGCAGCGGCAGCAGCAGCAGCAGCAGCAGCAAUGCGGAGGCAGGUGUUGAGUGGGAACCGACUCCCUGGUUGUUGCAUGUAAUAUCUGACCAGAAGGUGCAGUGCACGGCGCUGUAG
Messenger RNA from Eimeria acervulina, 4449 nucleotides. Its product is annotated as calpain family cysteine protease domain-containing protein, putative. The record is from RefSeq and is a predicted model, not a curated record. Lineage: Eukaryota; Apicomplexa; Conoidasida; Eucoccidiorida; Eimeriidae. Gene Ontology annotation, biological process: proteolysis. The coding region runs from base 1 to 4449 and encodes 1482 amino acids. Gene Ontology annotation, molecular function: calcium-dependent cysteine-type endopeptidase activity. The transcript is spliced from 10 exons.